This is a messenger RNA of Emys orbicularis (European pond turtle), 1656 nucleotides long. RefSeq names its product G protein-coupled receptor kinase 7 (gene GRK7). Bases 1 to 1656 code for a protein of 551 amino acids. Lineage: Eukaryota; Metazoa; Chordata; Testudines; Emydidae. Gene Ontology annotation, molecular function: rhodopsin kinase activity; ATP binding. The record is from RefSeq and is a predicted model, not a curated record. Gene Ontology annotation, cellular component: cytoplasm. Gene Ontology annotation, biological process: protein phosphorylation; signal transduction; regulation of signal transduction. The transcript has 4 exons.
AUGUGUGACAUGGGGGGCCUGGACAACCUGAUUGCCAACACAGCAUACCUGCAGGCCAGGAAGAGCACAGAAGGGGACACCAAGGAGAUGCAGAGGAGGCGCAAGAGCCUCUCACUGCCCAAGCCUGAGCAGUGCACAGAGGUCAGGCAGGCCCUCCCGGCUGAGUAUGAGAGCAUCUGCGAGCAGCAGCCCAUUGGCAAAAGGUUCUUUAGGGAUUUCUUAGAGACCAUGCCUGAAUACCUGGUGGCCAAGGACUUCCUGGAUGAGGUGUCCAACUGGGAGCUGGCAGAGGACAAUGCCAAGAGUAGCAUCAUGCAGAGCUUGGUCACCAACUUCCUGAAGUCCGGCUCCAAGGGCUACCUAGCCUUCAUGAGCUCAGACCUGGCCAGCAAGUGCCAGGCAGCCACUGAGAAGGACUAUGAGAGUAUCAUGCAGCUGGCCAAGGAGGGGACCAAGGCCUUCCUCCGUGAGAAACCCUUCCAGGACUUCCAGAGAACCCCCUUCUAUGACAAGUUCCUGCAGUGGAAAGUCUUUGAGAGGCAGCCAGUGAAUGAGAAGUACUUCUACGAGUUUCGGGUGCUGGGCAAAGGUGGCUUCGGAGAGGUUUGUGCCAUCCAGGUGAAAAAUACUGGCAAGAUGUAUGCCUGCAAGAAACUGGAUAAGAAGAGGCUGAAGAAGAAAGGUGGGGAGAAGAUGGCUCUGCUGGAGAAGCAGAUCCUGGAGAAAGUUAACUGUCCUUUCAUAGUCACCCUGGCAUAUGCCUAUGAGAGCAAGAGCCAUCUGUGUCUUGUUAUGAGCCUCAUGAAUGGAGGGGAUCUUAAAUACCACAUCUACAAUGUGGGAGAGAGGGGCUUGGAAAUGAACAGGAUCAUCUUUUAUUCGGCUCAGAUCACCUGUGGGAUUCUGCAUCUCCACUCCAUCAGAAUCCUGUACAGGGACAUGAAGCCAGAAAAUGUUCUCCUGGAUGAUAAUGGCAACUGCAGAUUGUCUGAUUUGGGCUUGGCAGUGCAAGUCAAAGAGGGGAAAACCAUCACCCAGAGGGCUGGGACUAAUGGUUAUAUGGCUCCUGAAAUCCUGAAGGAAGAGAAUUACUCCUACCCCGUGGACUGGUUUGCUAUGGGAUGUAGUAUUUAUGAGAUGGUUGCGGGUCGAACUCCAUUCAAGGAUUUCAAAGAAAAGGUCAAUAAGGAUGAAGUGAAAAAAAGAACCUUGGAAGACGAGGUGAAAUUUGAACAUGCCAACUUCACAGCGGAAACAAAAGAUAUUUGCAGGCUGUUCUUGGCUAAGAAAUCAGAGGACCGUUUAGGAAGCAGGAGCAGUGACGAUGAUCCAAGAAAACAUGCUUUCUUCAAAACAAUUAACUUCCACAGGCUGGAGGCAGGCCUCAUAGACCCCCCUUUUGUGCCAGAUCCAUCAGUUGUCUAUGCCAAAGAUGUUGCAGACAUUGCUGACUUCUCUGAAAUCCGGGGGAUUGAGUUUGAUGACAAAGAUAAGCAAUUCUUCAAGAAAUUUGCGACAGGUGCUGUCCCUAUACCAUGGCAGGAAGAAAUUAUUGAAACAGGACUGUUCGAAGAACUGAAUGAUCCUAACAGAGUAGCUACUGGGGGAUGUGCAAAUGGAGGUGAAGCCAAGUCAGGAGUUUGUUUGUUGUUAUAA